This is a messenger RNA of Carassius carassius (crucian carp), 2947 nucleotides long. Its product is annotated as endoplasmic reticulum aminopeptidase 1-like. The record is from RefSeq and is a predicted model, not a curated record. Gene Ontology annotation, biological process: proteolysis; peptide catabolic process. Gene Ontology annotation, cellular component: cytoplasm. Gene Ontology annotation, molecular function: peptide binding; zinc ion binding; metalloaminopeptidase activity. Lineage: Eukaryota; Metazoa; Chordata; Actinopteri; Cypriniformes; Cyprinidae.
GAGGAUCUGGCAACACUCGUCUUCAUGGUUACUUCACUUUAAAUGUACCUUUACAUACUGAUUGUAUUUCUUUUAGUGUAACCUUAAAUUUAUAUUUAAAUUGUCCUACAGCUAAUCGGUUAGAGCAGCGCCUUUAAUUUAAAAAGCAACUUCCCAUGAUGCAAACAAGAAUUGUAUUUUCACUUUCACAUUCAUUGAUUUGAAUGCUCAACUGAACCAAACCUGGAUUCAUGUUUGAACACAUCGAGGAUUUUAACUGAAAAGCGUAGUUCGUAGUCUGUAGUACUAUGCAGCCAUGACUAGCUUUGCUCUGCUUGUGAAUCUCAUAGUUUUGCCCAUUCACCUCUGGGCUGCAGUCACUCUAGAGACCACUUCAUUCCCCACAUCAACUAAUGGAGAACCAUUCCCAUGGAAUAAAAUGAGACUUCCAGACACAGUAUCUCCUCUUCAUUACUAUCUCCUUAUCCAUCCCAACCUCACAAGUUUAGACUUUACUGGAAUGGUGCGGAUCCAAAUUGAGGUCCACGAAAACACCAAGAAUAUCAUACUGCACAGCAAGGAUCUUCAUAUCUCCAAUGCAAGGUUGCUAGAUUCAGACAUAGGUCAGCUACAGGCACUAAAGGUGCUGCAGUACCCAUACUUCCAGCAGAUUGCACUCAUAUCUGAGCAUGCACUGUUGAAGAGGGGCCAUGUAUAUUCGAUUCAACUGGAGUUUGCCGCCAGCCUCUCUGAGAGCUUUCAUGGAUUUUACAAAAGCACAUAUCGCACCAGCAAGGGAGACCUCAGGUUUGUGGCUUCCACACAGUUUGAGCCGACUAGUGCCAGGGCAGCUUUUCCCUGUUUUGAUGAACCUGCCUUCAAAGCCAACUUUUCCGUGCGGAUUCGCAGAGAAGCAAAGCAUAUUUCCCUUUCAAACAUGCCAAAGCUGAGAACAUUAGAGCUGCCAGAGAGCCUGUUUGAGGACCAGUUUGAUGUGAGUGUCAAGAUGAGCACAUACCUGGUGGCCUUCAUUGUCUCUGACUUUCUGUCCAUCAGCAAAACAAGUCAGCAUGGAGUCCAGAUUUCAGUGUAUGCUGUGCCAGAGAAGAUCGACCAGGCAGAGUUUGCUCUGGAUGCUGCAGUGAAACUGCUUGACUUCUAUGAUGACUACUUUGACAUUCCGUACCCUCUACCUAAACAGGAUCUUGCUGCCAUCCCAGACUUCCAGUCUGGAGCGAUGGAGAAUUGGGGUCUUACCAAAUGGUUUGGAAACCUGGUGACCAUGCAGUGGUGGAAUGAUCUGUGGCUGAAUGAAGGUUUUGCCAAGUUCAUGGAGUUUGUGUCUGUCAACAUCACCAAUCCUGAACUGCAAGUUGAGGAUUAUUUCCUGGAGAAGUGUUUUGAGGCCAUGGCGGUAGACUCCUUGAGCUCCUCUCACCCAGUGUCCACACCAGUGGAGAACCCUGCUCAGAUACGGCAAAUGUUUGAUGAUGUUUCCUAUGACAAGGGGGCUUGUAUUCUGAACAUGCUGAGAGAGUUUCUGACCCCAGAUGCGUUUAAACUGGGCAUUGUAUACCUAAAACGCUACAGUUACCAGAAUACGGUCAAUAGUAACCUGUGGGAAAGUCUGACCAAUGUAAGUACAAAUGACAUGUAUUUUCUGUAUCUGCCGGAGGAGGUGGACUGGAUCAAGUUUAAUAUGGACAUGAGUGGAUAUUACAUUGUGCACUAUGAGGGUUCUGGCUGGGAUGACCUCAUCUCUCUGCUCAAACACAAUCACACAGUGCUCAGCAGCAAUGAUCGGGCCAGCCUCAUCAACAACGCCUUCCAGCCUCAUUCAUCUGCAUACAGUAUGUGCUCUUAUUGUGUUGGUAAGCUUCCACUGGAUAAGGCUUUAGACCUGACCCUGUACCUAAGCAAGGAAACUGAGAUUAUGCCAGUGACACAGGGCUUCAGUGAGCUUGUGCCUCUGUACAAACUGUUGGAGAAGAGACACAUGGAGGAGCUGGAGAACCAGAUGAAGGGCUAUAUUCUGCAGCUGUUCAGGAAGCUCAUAGACCAGCAGUCGUGGACUGAUGAUGGCUCUGUGUCUCAGAGGAUGCUGCGCAGCUACCUGCUCCUGUUCGGCUGUGUGCGGGGUCAUCCUCCCUGUGUCAGCACGGCUACCCAGCUCUUCAACCAGUGGAGGGACUCAGAUGGGAAUAUGAGUCUUCCUAAUGAUGUUACUAUGGCUGUGUUUUCUGUUGGUGCCCGGACUGAGGAUGGCUGGGAAUUCCUGUUUGAGAAGUACAAGGAAUCCAUGUACGUCUCCAUGAAGAGCAGGAUAAAGAUGGCCCUCACAACCAGCCCUCUCGAUCACAAGCUAAACUGGAUGAUGGAGCAGAGUUUGGCGGGAGAGGUGAUGAAGACUCAGGAUCUGCCAUAUGUUGUGACUUCAGUCAGUAUAAAUCCUAAGGCCUACAAACACGCAUGGGAAUUUUUAAAAGCGAACUGGGACUCCCUGAUUAAGAAGUUUGAUCUUGGCUCACCGUCUAUAGCGCACAUGGUAGUGGGAGUGACCAACCAGUAUUCCACCAGAGAGAUGCUAGCUGAGAUUCGUAGUUUCUUCAGUUCCUUGCGGGCUGAGACCGGAGCAGAAUUGAGAUGCAUUCAGCAAGCCCUGGAGAACAUUGAAGAGAACAUUCGCUGGAUGGACAAGAACCUCCCGCUACUGAAGGCCUGGCUGUACAGACACUACGACCAGCACAAAAAUACCGAGCUGUGAAGCACUUAUACUGUGAUUGUGAGCGUCAUAUGUGUAUACAUUUUAUUAAGCAUUUUAAUACAAUGCAAGAGUUUUGAUAAGAACUUUGGUGUUCUAAAGUGUGUGAAAUAUCGGGUGAAUAUUUUUGAAGAACUGUGCCAUUGCUUGUAAAGGUCGAAUUUAAGAAUCUCAUCGGUCUCCAACCUUUCAUAUUGAAAUUAAAUU